Molecule: messenger RNA, 2058 nt
Organism: Neocloeon triangulifer
Lineage: Eukaryota; Metazoa; Arthropoda; Insecta; Ephemeroptera; Baetidae
Product: LIM/homeobox protein Lhx9-like
Exons: 6
Coding region: 164-1339 (391 amino acids)
Biological process (GO): neuron differentiation; regulation of transcription by RNA polymerase II
Cellular component (GO): nucleus
Molecular function (GO): DNA-binding transcription factor activity, RNA polymerase II-specific; RNA polymerase II transcription regulatory region sequence-specific DNA binding
Source: RefSeq, a predicted model, not a curated record
CCUCGAGCCUCCCGGGCGAUUCCCAAAGCAGCGGCACCGCUUUUUAUGCUGGUCUGCAACCCGCGCUACUCGUUCCUCAUCGCCUCGGGAUAUUUCAUUAGCCGGUGAUGUUGUUAAUUUGCGGGUGCGGAUGAGACGGUUGUGACCUGCGUGCCUCGGGGACAUGCUCAAGGACCAGGACGAAGGAGGCCUUCAGGGGCCCGGCAGCUACGACGCGUGCUACGGCUGCGGGGGUCGCAUCAAAGACCGUUUCUUCCUGCUGGCCGUGGACGAGCAGUGGCACUCGGGGUGCCUCAAGUGCUGCGAGUGCAAGACGCCCCUUGGCCCCGACGGCACCUGCUUCGUCAAGGAGAGCAACAUCUACUGCAAGAAGGACUAUUACAGAUUGUUCGCGUCGAAAAGAUGUGCCCGUUGCCAGGCGGCCAUCUCCGCCCACGAACUGGUGAUGCGUGCCCGCGACCUCGUGUACCACGUGGGCUGCUUCAGGUGCGCCCACUGCGAGCGGCCGUUGUCCAGAGGCGACCACUUUGGCAUGAGGGACAGCCUCGUCUUCUGCAGGGUGCACUACGAGGAGCUCCAGGUCUUUGCACCACAUUCUGAUCUCAACCACCCUUUACACUCCAUGAGCUCAGGGUUAGUUCUUGGUGAAUGUUGUGGAGAGGAAGAGGAGAUGUCUGACUUCACGGCUGCUGGGCACACCGUGGCCGCUGACCUGCCGAUAGGGUCGCCAAGCAGAACGGGUUUCUUCAACGGCAGCACCGGCGGCCAGAAAGGUCGGCCGAGGAAAAGAAAAUCUCAGGACGCAGACCUGCAGAGCGUCGGUCUUCGAAUUCCACCUGUUUUGGCAUUCUGCUCUUUUCCGUCAGAAAUGCUGCACCCCGGCGAGCUGGCAGGUCCGUUGGAGCAAUUAGCGUUUGACUCAUCGUCGGCGUCCUCGCCGGGCAACCCUGGAACUGGCUCCGGAGGUCACCAACAAUCAGGGCAGCGGACCAAGCGGAUGAGGACCUCGUUCAAGCACCACCAGCUGCGCACCAUGAAGUCGUACUUUGCAAUCAACCAGAAUCCGGACGCCAAGGAUCUCAAACAGUUGGCCCAAAAGACGGGCCUCUCGAAACGAGUUUUGCAGGUUUGGUUUCAAAACGCGCGGGCCAAGUGGCGACGCAACAUGAUGCGGCAGGAGAACCACCAGCAGCCGCAGCCGCCCCCGCAGAUCGACCCCAACAGCCUAGGGCCGAGCUCGGUGUCGUCGCAACCCCUUGACCUGGGACCGCAGCCGCAGCUGGUGGACGACAACUCGGUGGGCAGUCACCCCGCGCUGGCCUUUGGCGAACUCUACUGACACCACUUGCAUCGGGUGAUGUGGGAGUCGCUCGUCCGGACACUCAAACAGUGAUACCCAAAGACACACGCACAUAUCAGUCAUCCUAUUAAAAAUUAAAAAAAAAACACUUGAAGAAGGAGGAGUGUAAAAUAUAAAUUAUUGAAAUCUAAGUCAACGUAAGAAAUUUGUGGAAAAAAUUAAAAUUGUCAAAAUUUGAUUAAAAUAAUAAUUUCUCUCUAUAAUAGUGUAGUUGUGUGUGCUGAAAUAAAUAAAAGUCAAUGUGGAUGUCCAUUGUGAUUAAUAGGAUAUGCAUUGCUUAGCAUAAUAACGAUUACUAUACCAGUGUGGGCGCACGCAGAAAGCUCUGUUGUAUAAGUGUAUAUCAAAGAAAGUAUAAAUGAAUAAUUCAACCACACAACAUGUUUAAGUAGUCUGAUAAUCAUUUUUAAUUUAAUUUAAAGUCACAGUGGACUACUGCUUAUUAUUUUAUAAAAAGUGAACAACUACACAUUCCUUAAUAAUAUUUAAUAAAUUGUUAUAACUCUCAAUAACUAUAGAAGUUUUGUUUAGUUGAAAGCAUUUAUUUCAAUUUUGUUUUGAACAAAUUGCUGUAAUUGUGCUAGUGAGCAACUAGGCUACUUAUUUGGUGUGUUUGCUGAUGGACACAUAAACAAAAAUAAAGCUGAUAUCAAAGUUAAACCGAAAGAAACCCAUCAUGAUUUUUAUUACACCCCGAA